CGCGAUACACUUCUUUAUACAGCCCACAAUAAUUGAAACCUCACUCAUCUGCGAUACAACAACUCAGCAAACUGACGGAGAAAGCGAGAGUUGAAGAAUGAAUCAAUCUCCGGUGGCAAUCCCAUCAGCCCCAAGAAGAAGAUGGUUAACUAAACUCCCAGAUUACGCUUCACGCGUCUUUUUCUUACUCAUCUUCCUCCAGAUUCCUCUUUUCAGGAUACCAUGUAAAUCUGGAAUGUGUAAAACACCAAUGGAAAUCACGGCUUCUCAGUUGAUAGCAAGUGAUAUCUUUCCUGUUCCUGUAGUGAAGUUCCUUCUCUACCCUGGUGCCGUUGUAAAUGGACUUGUGAGCAACAUGACAAUGCCAAUGUGGGGCGAUGUUUUAAAAGUUUACAACUUGACUGAUGCAAAGGGGACUUCUUCAGUACCUGAUCUGCAGCGCUUGGAGGUUCUGGCUGGAAGCUACUUUUCUGUUGCUGGAGCACUGAUCGGUGUAAUGAAACCUGGGAGGAUGAGCAUGUUCGGGACACUUUUAAUCAUCUGGGGGCUUGUCAAAGAAGGCAUACUUGGGAAACCAGUUAACACAGACCCUACCAAGGCUGUUUUUGUCUACCCAACUAUACUUAUUGCGGUGGUUUGUGCUUUCUCUUCUGUCAGGUAUGAUGCGAAUAAGAUGAAAAAGCGUACCGCUGCUCGACCUGUUGCACAGCCCUUAAAGAGCUCCAAGAAGUCUAAGCUAAAGUGAUGUAGGCUCUGAAAGUCAGUGUUGUAAUACUUUUUUUUUUCCUGGAAAAUUCUCCAACUUUCUGUGAAAAAGUAAUGAAACUAGUGACCUUGGAUA
This is a messenger RNA of Daucus carota subsp. sativus, 841 nucleotides long. RefSeq lists its product as uncharacterized. Bases 98 to 745 code for a protein of 215 amino acids. The transcript is spliced from 3 exons. The record is from RefSeq and is a predicted model, not a curated record. Lineage: Eukaryota; Viridiplantae; Streptophyta; Magnoliopsida; Apiales; Apiaceae.